UGCUUCGCUGCUUCCCCCGUUGAAUGCGUUUGUUUAGGCUCGUGCGUCGAGCUGGCUGGAUGUACGACGAGCCGGCCGCAGUGGAGUGUGCGAAGCGUAACCGAACGGAUUUGCGCGGUACUCGUGACACUGUGUCCAGGCGACCGUCGACAUCUGUUUCUUUCCCAUCUCCAGUCCGCGCGCCCGACGACAACGCGGUGGACGAGUCGUCGGAGGCAACCGGCCGAACAGCGAGCGCGUGUUGAGUGCACGGCGUUUGAAUCGUUCACCGGAGUUUCGGAAACAUCAACUCGCUUGCUGCCGUCGUCGUAUCAUCGCCAGCCCAGCAAGCCGCCGCGAUGUCAACGCUGCUGCUUCCCGGAGCGGUAGCGGUACUCUGGGGUUCCGCUGACAACCGGUGACAGCGCGCCGAUAUCCGCGCUACGGUGUGUGUGUGCUGUGUGUCUUCGUCUAUCAGGCGGACACACGACGACGACGGGGCCUGCAGACGCCAGGCCAGGAAAGGGAUAGCAGUUUACACGUCGUUAAAGCUGGGCAUGGCUUCUGUUCUUACUUCCUGACCAACAUGUGGAAUAUUCAUGAUGUUGCUGACGUAACAGAAAAUGGACAUCUCAACAGUGCUUGCAGCGUUGUGGGGUGUCCUCGUGCUCCUGCAAGAACCCUGUCAAGGUGUGCUCCAGGGGGGCAAUGCCCCGCCCCCUGUGGUGUUGGUGCCUGGCUCCUUGCCCCCUUGGGAAGAAGGCGCCGGCAGCCCCCAGGCACCCACUUACGAGGCUCCGCACACAUCUCCCAUCUUCGUGCGUGCCGAGCCCAUUGCCCUUAGUGAGCCCCAGGGCACAGGCUGGAGGCCCAUGCACAACCCUUCCAGCUGGCUGUCCCAGCCCCACCCAGACAACCUGCCCAUCAGCAUGGCUCCCUCACCGUAUGUCUUUCCUGGAAGCAAGCCUCCUCCUCCCAUCACUGCCCCUCCAUCAUUUCCACAAGUGCCACAAGGCCCCGUCACACAGCCAGACUGGGGGAGCUCCGUACCACCCACACCAAGGUACCCCGUCUUACCCCAGACACACACAUCACCUCAGCUCUCCAACGACAUUCCACCUGUGAGGACAAGUUCACCAACAAUGCCCAGUGAGAAUACUGUGCCACACCCCGUCUUCAAGACGGAGCCAAUAACUGAAAGGCUCCCAGACACCACCCAGGCUACGGCUGUCACAGACGCAACGGUGCCUCUCUCUGUGAACACAGUGUCUGAUGAACACGGAAAUGUGCAUCAGCAGAGCAAUGCGACACCCAGUUCUACGUCAAGUGACUCAAGCCCAUUGCGGGUUCCUGGUGGCUUGUUAGACCAGAAAACUACACGCCAUGUGAGUGUCUCUGUGGAUGCCACAGCAGGCAGUAGUGCUACUGUCACGCCGAACGAGACAUCGACACCAGCCCCAGUUGACAGGGACUCGCCAAACAUUGAGUCUCCAGACUAUCCAUUAGCAGGAGGUGCAGUGGCUGGAAUAGUCAUCGGCUCCAUUGCAUCAGUGGCACUCCUUGCAGGUCUGAUAACCUACGUUGUCUUACGGAGGCCUUUCCUGAAGCUGCUGAAUGGCCAGGACAAGUCGUCUACUGAUAAUGUCGCCUACAUCGAUGACUCGGUGCGCAGUAGCUACAUGAACACCCAUAUUGAGCUGCCCAAGGAAAACUCCGAAGAAAUGACUUCACUGGACAACGAUUCAUUUCUCAACAGCCUGGAAGCAGUGACCAUACAAAACUACUGGGCUGACACCAGCAAGAACACUAACGUGUGAAAAACAGAGCUAGCAGACGAAGAUGUCCGCCUCCGAUGCUGUGCAUUCCUUAACUUGUGAAUACUAGGUAGCGGACUGAAAUUGCUGUGCUGCAUUGUUUUAUCUUUUGUUGAACAGGUGCAGUACUCGCAGCAAGUGAUGGUGACCUUGCUGUGUCCCCCCCCCCCUCAUUGUGCACUUCAUUCAUUUGACUUUUCAAGCACCCUCGCUGAACAUUACCGCAAUGAUGUCUAAAGCUCUUCUUGCCCAGUUUCAUUUUUUUAUUGCAGCAUCAGGUUGAAAAGCAGCAACAUCAUUUUCUGAGUUUCAAGUGUGGAAUGUUGAUCUACAAGACAAUGCAGUCAGACCUCGAUAGAACGGACAUGCACAUAAUGAAUUAUAGUAAAUAACAAAGUAAAUUGAAAAUGUUUCUUUACAAUUUCACUGCAUAACAAAUACAUAUAGGCUUUUAACAGAUAUUGAGUAUAAUGAAGGUAUUUGUAUGUUCAACGGGACUUCUUUAUAAUGAUGGUCAACUGCAUGCCAAAUUUGGCAAACGCACUUUUCCACUUGCCUUGAAUGCUACCAAUAUGGUCGUGGAUCUCGUACAUGAAGUCAGCAAGAAUGGGAGAUUAGGACUUGCUGACGCAUUCCCUGCACUGUAUACACUUCGAUCCCAUGCAUCACUAUUUUAGUGGUGGCAUUCUUAUGUAAAGUUGUCUGUCCGUCAAGUUUCUCAUAUCUCCCUCUGUUGGGAAUUUAACUUUUUGCAGCCUGUCGACUCAACAUUUCAUCAUGCUGCCGAGCACGGAGGGUAGUGUAGACAGCAGCGCACUGCUGUUAGAGAUUGGCAUAAAUAACUAGUUCACCUACUGUUCAGAUAUUGCACUUAAGUGGCAUUAAGUGGUGGGCUUUGUUCAAUGCAAGGUUUAUAGCGACAUUUCUUUCCUGGUUUGUCCAAUAUUAAGAGUGUGGAGUUGCCUGCAGCAAGGCUAUUUCAGAGGUGGAGAAAUUUACCAUGCAGGCUGCAGUGGUGCCUUAUUCAAAAGAAAGCUUUAGCCCGCCUUACUCAAAUGCAUGUGCAAAACACAGAAAUGUCCUCCUUGGGAUACCACUCAAUUGCUUUCUAAUAAUUAUUUUUUUAUUUAGCAGAGAAAACCAAAUCAGUCAAUUAUUGGCCCCAAACCACUGAUUCAGACCACAAAUUUUUUCAAUAUUGAUGGAAAUGACAACUUUGUCAAGAGUGGGGCCUCUCUAUUAUGGCAGCAGGGAGGAGGACACUGCCACACAUUGCAAUUAGAGACCAUGCAAGUUUGCUUGAGCACAGUGUCACAAAAUGUCCCCAUCAGUGCUGCUUUUCUAUGCUUCAUACUGCAGACAUACUUGCAAUCGAUCCUGGUAGCAGUCAGACACUUAGUGCUGCACAUGUUGCACCCAAAGUAUUGCAACACUAGUUGCUGCCAAGGCUUUAGGUACGAGGGCAUGCACACUAGUCUGCCAUACACUUUGGAUCUACAACUUUUGUGUUUUGCUGAAACUUGGGAUGCAAUUUACUUGAAUGUUAGCGUUGUUUUUUUUCCUCCAAGGGUUACAUGCACUGUGAAUAUGCAACUGAAACUUGUCUUUCAGCCACAAAGCCUAUUUGCUACCGCUGAUCUUCGGCACCCGUUGAUUCACAGUAUAAGAGGGUCAUGGAGAUCUGACACAGGGAUUGAAGUGGUUCUGGAGUGAAACUAUGCACGAGCACUUGUUUCAUUGUGGAUGUGCCUGUACAGUCUGUUUUAAGGAGCUCUGCGAAAGCACGUGCUUGUGGCUUAAGACUUUCCCUGAUGCUGAGAGCCUUAUUUGUACUUAGUUUUAUAAUCUCUGUGAUCACCAGGAACAUCAAAACUAUAAAGGUCUUCUAGCAUAGACAAGUCUUAGCUGAACUGCUUCUUUAGGUCAUCUGAGAACUUUAUUAGACAUUUCUCCCAUGUGAUGUACAUUGCAAGACUUCAGACUUUGUACUUACCAAUUUUAAUUCUUUCACAAAAGGUGACAAAUAUGUGACGAUUUGUUACACACGGCACAGUAAAUUUUAGAUGCACAUUUCUGAUGCUAGUAUAGCUUAACAUGUAGUACAUAUGCACCAUUUGACAAAACACUGGCGGAGAGGCUCAAUGUGGCUGCAGAAUAUGCGCAUAUUUUGUUCACGUGCACUCCAUUAGUUCUAGUCGUGGCCUUAGAUAUUACAGAAUAUUAUUUAUUUUUUUCUUCCGGCUGUACUUCUUUUAUCUUGCAGCAGGUUGUUCACUGUGGAUGAUGACAUACUUAAUAAAAGAGAACCGACUGAGUAGUGUUGGAAAAUAAA
Dermacentor andersoni is the source of this 4125-nucleotide messenger RNA. RefSeq lists its product as uncharacterized. The record is from RefSeq and is a predicted model, not a curated record. Lineage: Eukaryota; Metazoa; Arthropoda; Arachnida; Ixodida; Ixodidae.